AUGGUCUUGGUUCCUGGGUUCAAGUACAUCUUUGUGGUCAUCUCUAAGAAACACAAAGGAAAGCGCUCACUCCUCUGGGCUCUGGUCCCUGAGGUACAGAGCUGCUGCAGGGGCCACACUGCUGGGGCUUCCUGUCUUGGCUCGGCUUCUCCUGCUUCCCAAGAGCCCAGGCGCAGGGGCGCAGGGGCCGCGAGCUACCACCGUUACGCCAACUGCCACCACUGUGGCAAAGCCAGCAGCCACAUCAUGCUGCCUUUGUUCCUGGUCCUCUCAUGCCUGGGCCAACUGAUCACUGCGGGCCAGGACUCUGAAACACCACUUCUGCAGACCACAGUGCCACAGAAAAUCAAGAACAGCAUCAACGAUGCCAAGGUAGCAGACACGCACGUAAUUAAGAAACCGGAUUUUUGGAAAAUGACGGGUGUUUAUUUGUCAUUUUUGCAUCCACGUUUUAUGGCAUAUUCGCAUAGCAAGUUGGGAAUAUUGCAACUGGAUUACUCUUUAAUAAAGGGUCAUUGCUUCUAUCAAGGACACGCCGUGGAGAUUCCAGCAUCGACUGUGACACUCAGCACUUGCUCAGGUCUCAGGGGCUUGUUGCAGCUAGAAAACAUCACCUAUGGAAUCGAGCCAUUAGAAUCGUCAGCUACAUUUGAACACAUAAUUUAUCAAAUAAAGAAUAAUAAAAUUGAUUAUUCCCCCUUAAAAGAAAACUUGAAUCUUCAGCACGAAAGUCAGUCCUACCGAAUUCUUGUAAAACCAGAGAAAGGUUCAAAUGUGUCACUGAUAAAAAGGUCGCUGAAUGUGAAGGUCAUCCUGGAUAAAGCCAUGUUUGGCCAUAUGGGCUCUGAGAUGGGAGUUGCAGUUCAGAAAGUCAUUCAUAUCUUUGGUCUCAUUAACACAAUGUUUUCCCAGCUGAAGAUGACUGUGAUGUUAACGUCUUUAGAGAUCUGGGCAGACCAAAAUAAGAUAGAAACAAUCGGGGAUGCUGAUGAAGUUCUGCAAAGGUUUCUGCUGUGGAAACAAAAACAAGCAUCCGAAAGAGCCCAGGAUAUCACGUACUUACUCCUGUAUAAGGAUUAUCCUGAUUACGUGGGAGCAACAUAUCACGGCAUGGCCUGCAACCCAAAGUUUACAGCAGGAAUCGCUCUGCACCCCAGGACAUUAACCGUGGAGGGCUUUGCUGUUGUUCUGUCCCAGAUGCUUGGAAUUAACCUGGGGUUAGCCUAUGACGACGUCUACAACUGCUUCUGCCCAGGAAGCGUGUGCAUAAUGAAUCCUUCGGCAAUACGUUCCCAAGGCAUAAAGGUUUUUAGCACUUGCAGCCUGGAUGGAUUCAAACAGUUGGCUUCACAGCCUGAACUAGACUGCCUUCAGAACAAACCAGUGCCAGAAAUUGUCGCUCUGCCUCAAGGGUCAAUAUGUGGUAACGGCCAAUUGGAGGAACCAGAGGAGUGUGACUGUGGCCCCUCAGAGACAUGUCGUCAUAAAGGAUGUUGUAACGCUGAGGACUGUACUCUGAGAAAGCCUGCAACAUGUGGGUCAGGGGCAUGCUGUGACAGAAGGACAUGCAAGAUAGCCGAAAGAGGGCGUCUAUGUAGGAAAAGCACAGACUUGUGUGAUUUCCCUGAGUUCUGCAAUGGAGUGUCUGAACACUGUGUCCCUGACAUCAAAGCUGCUGACCUAGAACCAUGCAACAAUUUCACUGCCUAUUGCUUUGGUGGGGUCUGCCGAGACCUGGAUAGGCAGUGCAUGGAUUUAUUUGGAAAACAUGCUAGGGGUCCUAAUUAUUUGUGUAUACAAGAAGUGAAUAUUCAAAAUGACAAAUUCGGAAACUGUCAUGGACGCUGUAAUUAUAGUGCUGUGUUUUGUGGAAAAGUGGCUUGUAUCUGGGACCGUACAGAAAUCAUACCAACAGAUAAAUAUGAUAUCCAGUACACUUACAUUGGAGGCCAUGUGUGUGUGUCCGCACACUUAAGAGACACUCAGUUCACUGAUGAUACUUAUGUACAUGAUGGUACCAUUUGUGGUGGUGGCAAGGCCUGUAUCCAAGGGAAGUGCUUACGUGUGCAUGCCUACAGAGGACCUUUACAAUGUGACUCUGAGAAAAAGUGCCAAGGAAAUGGGAUUUGCAACUCUCUACACAACUGUCAAUGUGACGUUGGCUAUGCACCUCCAGAGUGUGACAUGACACCUUCAUCUCCAGGAGGGAGCUUUGAUGAUGGAUUUUGGCUGCCCUUUGAGAAAAGCACACCUUUGAUUGUCAAGCAUCACGGUGCUCGUUAUAAAAAGGGACUUUUGAUCAGUUUCUAUGUUUUCCUGCCUUUCCUCAUCAUGUUUGCCAUCUGUGUUAUUAAGCAGAAUAUCUCAAAGGGAUUUCAGCACAAGGAAGAAACUGUAGUAAGUGGAGGAUUACCAAGCAUCUAUCCAUGCUCAGAACCUUUUAGGUCCUAUUCUCCAGAUGGAGUAGCAGAGACAGUGUGCAAAAAUCACCUAAAGUUACCUGCGCUCUACUUGAGUUGA
Molecule: messenger RNA, 2520 nt
Organism: Onychomys torridus (southern grasshopper mouse)
Lineage: Eukaryota; Metazoa; Chordata; Mammalia; Rodentia; Cricetidae
Product: A disintegrin and metallopeptidase domain 3-like
Exons: 20
Coding region: 1-2520 (839 amino acids)
Biological process (GO): cell adhesion; proteolysis; binding of sperm to zona pellucida
Cellular component (GO): plasma membrane
Molecular function (GO): metalloendopeptidase activity
Source: RefSeq, a predicted model, not a curated record